AUGGACGACCGGCCGGCGAGGCGGAUGCGGCUGGGGACCCGGUCGUGCGCCGAGUGCCGCCGCCGCAAGGUCCGAUGCGUCUUCGAGCCCAACAGCUCCAUCUGCCGCGGCUGCGAGCUGCACCAGACGCCGUGCCGCGCGCAGCAGCCCCGGGCGCGCGACGGCGACUCGCUGCUGCUGCGCCAGUCGCAGAUGCAGCAGCAGCCCGUGAGCAUGGCGCAGCUGCAGGCGCAGUCGCAGAGCCACGCCCAGCUGGCGGCGGACAACGCGGCCCUGCGCCGGCGCCUGGCCGAGCUCGAGGGCCUGGUCGGGAGCAUCUGCGACGCCAUCGAGCCGGCCGGCGGCGACGGCGACGGCGAGUCUUCUCCGGGGUCGUCGGGGGUUGCGGCGUCUACGGCUUCGGCUUCGUCGCCGCAUAACACCGCUUCCAACGACAUCAAUAGUAGGGCGAUCAAGGUCAUCAACAAGCUCCGCAGCCACGGCCUCUUACAGCCGGGCCCGGCCCAGGGUCUCGACUACAGCUCCCUCAAUGGCUUCGACCUCGGCUCUGUCAACAACUACACCAACUUCAACAGCUUCCUGGACAGCGCUGCCAACAUCCCCAACGCCUCCAACAGCCAGAGCAAGCCCAGCAACACAAGCAUCUCCGACAGCAUCCGCUCCUCAUCCUUUCGCUCUCCCUCGUCCCUCGACCGAGAUGUCGCCUCCUCCAGCCCUCCCGAAUCCGCCAUCUCCUCCGUCGACGCCCCCCUGAUCCACCUCUUCCGCGACGCCCUCAUGAUUCGCGACUCCGAAGGCGAGCUCUACGACGACCCCGAGGACCCGUCCGUCCUGCACCUCAUGAAGGAGUCCCUGCGCACCUUCAGGCCUCCCAUUCCCGACCCGGAAACCCUCCGCCUCGUGCUCGAGGACUCGCGCAAGUUCUGGUCCAUCUGGCCCCCCUAUUUCUUCGCUCCGGACCAGCCCACCACCAUGGAGGCCACCAGCACCGACGCCGCCGAGGCCUACUUUGCGCGCAUCCUCAGCGUGGGCCGCGGCAUCGAGUUUUGCUCCGCGAUGCUCUUCCUCACGCUGUGCAUCCAGCAGCUGCCGCGGCACUGGAAGCGCGUCAUCGUGUCGCCCAACAUCCCGCGCCAGACGCUCAUCGACGCCUACAUCCGCUUUGCAUGCGUCCUGCUGGCCGUUGAGUCGGAUGAGAGCGUCCUCGCCGUGCAGUGUUACCUGCUGCUGCACAAGAUCCUCAUCAACAUGGGCCGGCCGCAGCGAUCCUGGGUCGCCAUCCGCCACGCCAUCAGCGCCGCCACGCUCAUCGGCCUCGACAGGCUCGAUCCCGGCGCCAGCCUCCAGCGCAAGAUCCUCUGGACACACACCUGGAUGGUGGAACGGCAGCUCUGCAUCCUGCUGGGCUUCCCUUCAGCCGUCACAGCCCGGGGCACCAGAGACGAGGCCUCCCUCCUGGAGGUGCUCACUCCCGCGCAGAAUAUCCACCGUCGCCUCUGCAUCAUCAUGGGCCGCGUCAUCGAGCGCAACCAGAGCUCGCCGCCGGCUUCGUAUGCCGUCACGGUGCAGCUCGACCAGGACAUGGAGGACCUGAAGAAGACUUUCCCGCCCGAGUGGUCCGGCUAUUACGGCCCUCAGGCGACCACCGACUCCAUCUAUCACCAAGAGGCGGUCAAGGUCUUCUACUACUCGACGCUGAAGCAUAUCCAUCUCCCUUAUAUGCUCAAGGCCCGGUCCGACCGCCGCUACGAGCACAGCCGGCUGUCCUCGAUGGAAGCCUGCCGGGGGCUCAUCAAGAGCUAUCUCCGUCUCAGAGGGUCGUCCAAGACGGAGGUCAUUCAGUGCGAGAUUAUGGAUUUCAUCAUCUUCACCUCUGCCAUUACCCUGAUUCUGGGUAUCCUGACACCCGCAAGUUCAGCUAUAGAGGCGUCGUCGGCUUCAUCGACGACGUCUUCGCCGGCAUUGCUUACACAGCAUGCUGAGGAGUGGGCAAUCAUCGACAGGCUGAUGGGCGAGCUGCGCAAGACAAACGCCCUGCUGGAAUGCACCGUGGCCAAGCAAGCCGCCGAGGUGCUCGAGAGGCUGGUGGCUGCUGGCAAGGGGACGUAUUCCGCGCUCGAGGACUUUGCUGUCGUGGUGCCGUACUUUGGACGCUUGCGUAUAAGGGGACGAGGACUAGACGCAAGAGACACCACUCUCAACCCGAACCCUCUUCUCGAUACCUCCGCCAUCAACACAAACAGCAUCACCAACGACGCCAUCCAGACUUCUCUGUUCGACUCCAACGACGCUUUCUCCUCCAUCUCACUAUCUUCCCUUCAACCCAAAUCCAUGGCCGGUGAUCCUUACUACGCGUCUCGGCCAGGGAACACAAUUGAAUUCAGCUCAAACGACUUUCUCAACAGCACGUUCAGCGACUUUGAUUUCCAGAUGGAUCUCAGUCAGGACUGGUGCUCGAUUGUGGAUCCGGGGGGCUAUGACUGGGAUUACAUGGUCAACACGUGUCCUAUGAACUUUGAGUGUUGA
This is a messenger RNA of Trichoderma reesei QM6a, 2526 nucleotides long. RefSeq names its product N-terminal binuclear Zn cluster-containing/DNA binding domain-containing protein. The transcript has a single exon. The record is from RefSeq and is a predicted model, not a curated record. Gene Ontology annotation, molecular function: zinc ion binding; DNA binding; DNA-binding transcription factor activity, RNA polymerase II-specific. NCBI's taxonomy places the organism in Eukaryota, Fungi, Ascomycota, Sordariomycetes, Hypocreales, Hypocreaceae. The coding region runs from base 1 to 2526 and encodes 841 amino acids. Gene Ontology annotation, biological process: DNA-templated transcription; regulation of DNA-templated transcription.